Molecule: messenger RNA, 1720 nt
Organism: Malus domestica (apple)
Lineage: Eukaryota; Viridiplantae; Streptophyta; Magnoliopsida; Rosales; Rosaceae
Source: RefSeq, a predicted model, not a curated record
CUCCAUUUUCCCGAGAAAAUAUGAGAGAGGGAUAAACGACGAAACCCCAUUGAAAGGUUAGAGAGUAGAGAGUCGAUAGAGAAUGGUGCAUUGCGGCCGCGGCCGCGGCGAAGGCGACGGCCUUACCAAAACCAUUUGCUCACUCUGCUGCAAAGACUUCGAUCCCGUUGUCGAGGACCUCCAAGUCAUCUCAAUCUGCGGCCAUGUCUUCCACGAGCUCUGUCUGCAAGAGUCGUUCGGAUACUAUGCGACCAAAAAGAGGAACAGUUGCCCGGUUUGCAAACAGAGUUGCAACCUGAACGACGUUGUCCGGGUUUAUUUUCAAUGGGCGGAUCCGAAUCUCAGUCAGAGUCAGAAUCAGAGGUCGAGUGUCGGAUGCGAGGAAGACUCCGAGGCGCUGCGGCAAGAGGUGAGGAGGUUGGAGGCCGUGGCGCUAGGGCUUGCUUCGGAUUUGGAGCUCAAGGAGGAGGAGCUCAAAUUGGUCAAAGAAGAGCUUUGUCAAUCCAAGGUGCAGGCAAGGAUAGAAGUUGCAUUAAAGAAUGAAGCCUUGAAACAGCGUACAUCUACGCAACAGCAGCUUCAAAUGAAAUCUGAGGAAUUUGAUAAAUUGACUUUGGAGUGUUUAAGGUUGCGAGAAAGAAAUAAGGCAUUGGACAAAGAGCUUGCAGUGGUCAAAUUGGUAUCUGAUCUAGAUCUGGAUAAAGAGGAGGUCUCAAAGCUUGCCACUUUUGGUGAUGGGGCCAACAACAAAGACACAAUAGAUGUUUUAAGCAUUUCCGUGGCAAUGUCUAAUAGGAGUUGCAAGGAAUGGAUGAACAAAUGUGAUCUUCUUGAACGAAAAGAAGCUCGUUACAGUAAAAAACUAGAGAAGGCUAAAAGAAAGAUAAAUAAGUGGAAGACGAAGGCACAAGAUUUGGAGACUGCUGUUGAAGUAAAGAGUACUGAACUUUUGAAGGCUUUAAAAGCUUUAAAGAAGCUUCAAAGAAAGCUGGAGUGGCAGCUGCUGAAACAAAGAAAGAAACUUCAGUCCAUGGGCUAAGGAAUCUGGCUGAGUCGCUGGGUUUAUCAACUGGUACAUGUAAUGAUCCUGCCAAGACUCCAGCUUCUGAUAUUGCUGAAGUUGUGAUUAUUGACGACGAUGAACAAGUUCAACCGACGCUGAACAUCAAAAGGGAAUGUCGUGUUCCACAACCACUUCCCAGACCAGGGGAUGUGUGUUUUUCUAGUGGCUUGCUCGGCCCUGAUGGCACAAACAGGUAUUUAGGUAAAUGGUGCAAGCGGAGGAAUAAGAAUGGAUCGGCAAUAACGCAAGAUCCAAUACCUAUGAGCUGAUGGAAGAGGAGGAUUAAAAGAACUAAAUCACUUGAAAACGAAGAGGUGCAAGUACGGAUCCAAAGACAUAGAUUGCAGGACUAAGAGGAGAACUAAAUCACUUGGAAAAAGAACAGUUGCAAUUUGUUUCUUGAGAUGAAAAUGUAGUGUCUUUGUACAAAGGUCCUCCAAGUUUGUGCAUGUGGUGUAUUUUGGGGCAGUUGCUACUUCAAUUUUGCAGACAAACAUGUCGACGAAGUUUGACGGUGAAAUUCUUCCUUUUCUCUUGCUCUCUUUUGUGGUCUUAAGACUAGUUUUAAACAUUAAUGUAAAUUCUAUCUCCAUGCAUUAGUGAGAAAUGAAGUUUCCAAUACUUGUGAUUGCAAUUGCAUACAUGAAUUAUGGAUGA